Messenger RNA from Exophiala oligosperma, 2047 nucleotides. RefSeq lists its product as uncharacterized. The transcript is spliced from 2 exons. The record is from RefSeq and is a predicted model, not a curated record. Lineage: Eukaryota; Fungi; Ascomycota; Eurotiomycetes; Chaetothyriales; Herpotrichiellaceae. The coding region runs from base 270 to 929 and encodes 219 amino acids.
AUCCGACGAAGGGUACACAUGGAAAACAGAGAAUACUUUCACAUUCUCACUGAACCAUAACACACUGAACCAUAACACCGUCUCGAAUCAAUCAAUCUCCCCAUCGCCAUUGGUACGAGAUCCGGAAAGCAUGGGUGGCUGUCCGUAAAGUCCAACGGCCAAAAUAACUCGCAGGUGGCGCCAGCUGAAGUUUGUAUUUUCUUAUCAGCGCUACACCCACCCUCAUCUGGGUUCCCAACAACUCACUCAUUCAUCGACUCACCCACUCCAUGACGAUUUCUUUCCUCGACUUACCCCUGGAGAUCCGGGUCCAGGUGUAUGCCCUCACCUUUGGCAGUGGCAAGGUACUACUUGAAGUCCCUUAUGGCGAGAACAGCGCUUGCCUGAUUCCUCGGAACAGCACCUUUCGAACAUACACGUCCCGAUCGUCGCAGUUGUUGCGAGUCAAUAAGAUGAUCCUGGUCGAGGCACGAGAGGUACUCUACACCAACACAACCUUUCACAUUUUCAGUCAUGUUUUUGCUGGUAGGUUGCCUACCCGAACCACCGAUGGACAUGGUUGUGCGCCGUAUAUCAGGCACUUGAUCUGGCAGCUGGACUGUGAUAUAAUGAUGCGGUUUUAUCCAGAGGACUUGAAAAUAGAUGUCGAUCAUGCAAGAAGAUGGAAGAGUCUCGAGUUGCAUUGUCGAGCAGAUACUUGGCAAAAUUCGUUUCUCGGAGAGUCCUGUGAUCGAGAAGCGUUCAUUAAGGGAAGAGAGCAGUUGAUAGCCUAUGCAACUGAGUUUCAGCAUGUCAUGAGCAGUCCGCAUCUCAUUUCUCAAACGGCCAAGUUGGUAGAAGAUAGGAGUCAGCUUGAUCUUGGGCGAUUGAUCGUGAGUUUGAAAAGGAACAGGAAAUGCCAGGGGCAAGAUGGGAUUCUGCUUGGGUGACCAACAAAGGUUUGCUGGUAUCGGGUUUCGAGAGGAAAGUGGCACGAUGUGUUGCAUCAUCUGCUUACCUGAAGACACGAUAAGGAGACCUGGAGGGACUGAAUCUUUCGUCACCAAGUUGAACAAACAAUCCAUGUCGUUUUGAUGAAAUCACAUUUCGACUGUGAGACACAGGUCGCAGGCCCGGGCAUGGCGUCAACGCAACGUCCAAUGGAGUGCAAAUCAGAGAUCUGUGAUUUCCUGGACAGGCAUUAAUUGAGGGAAUUGCUCGAAGUCGAAUGUUACCUUCGAAUGCCGAGUGAUAGUGAACGAAGUCCCCGGAAGGAGCCGAUCUCGACAGAAAGCGGCCCCCGAAACUGACUCCAAAAGCAUCAUCAUCUUGAAGAUCAGGCGAGAGCGGACUUGAAACCUGGCGACGCUUGAUGUCGAUGAGGAGCUCACUAUGCUUAUUUUGUGUUAGUCUGGUAGAGAAGUGAGGGCCGUGGUCGUUGAUCUGGCCAACACAAUGCAAUUUAGUUCGUGCCAGACCAGCCGAGGCCGUAUUUGUUGAUGAUUGGCGACUGCUCUAGAGGUUGGGGGCUGGAAAAUAUGGCAUUAAAGCUAGCAGAGGAGAAUGAGACAAGGAUCAGACUCCGGUCGGGCGUUCUCAGACGGUUGUGGCAAGCAGGAAGUUUCAGUUGGAUCAGCAACUAGAAAAUCGACAGGGGUUGAAGUUUGGGAAAGGGACGAGGAAGAUAAGAAAGAGAGCGAGAAAGAAAGAAAGAACAAGAUUAUGCCAUUUCAAGGACGGAGUACUGUACGAGUACGGGUACCGUAGUUGGCUAGCAGCUGUAGGGAAAAGCCAAGUGUCAAAUGCAAGUGCAAGGAUAUGGUUUGCAGUAGGUACCUAAGAAUUAUCACCUUUGAUAGAAAGUGAAGUGAGUGAGGUUGGAAUGGAGGAGGUUGUCGUACUGGUACAGAGUACGAAGUAUCCGUGUUGGUACCGACACUUAUUUCUUCAGUGACGCAAGGGAUACAAUUACAGCCAGAGAGAGAGAGUAUGAGUACGAGGAUGGAGUACUGAGUAGGUAAGUAUGUACGGAGUAAUCAAUCCCCAGAUGAGCCCUCCACGUUUUCCC